Triticum turgidum subsp. durum (durum wheat) is the source of this 1419-nucleotide messenger RNA. The record is from the annotation of a GenBank genome assembly. Lineage: Eukaryota; Viridiplantae; Streptophyta; Magnoliopsida; Poales; Poaceae.
AUGACAGCAGCCAAGACCAAGAGGCGCACGCCCGAUGGAACCGCCGGACGGAGGCCUCGGAAAAGGGCACGCGAUCUCCCUAGUCCCAGCCACGGCGAUCUCAUCAGCGACCUUCCCGAUGCCAUCCUAGGGAGCAUCAUCUCCCUCCUCCCAACCAAGGACGGCGCCCGCACGCAAGCUAUCUCCCGGAGAUGGUGUCCGCUCUGGCGAUCCGCGCCUCUCAACCUGGACGCCCACGACAUCUGCCUCAACAAGUUCAAGCUCUCCUCCAUCGUCUCCAGUAUCCUCCGUGAUCACCCAGGCCCGGCCCGCCGCUUCUCGUUCAACCACAUUCGCCUGCACAAACCGAAGAAAAAGUUGGCUGAGGACGCUGCCCAGAUCGAGAGCUGGUUCUUCUCCUCAUGCCUCCGCAACCUUCAGGAACUUGACAUCAGCUUCGAGUUCUGGGGUGGUUUACAUGCGUCAGUGGACCACUACCAGCUGCCAUUACCAUCCAUGAUCCGCUUGGCGCCGACUCUUCUCGUGGCCCGGAUCGGCAUGUGCAAACUCCCAAGUGACAUUGCAGCGCCUUCUCUGAAUUUCCCCCUCCUCCGGAAACUCACUCUGUGGCUUGUUUCAAUCUCGGAGGAAGCCAUGGACGUGUUGCUCUCUGCCUGCCAUGUUUUGGAGGCGCUGUUUCUGCAGGACAUUCAUGAUGUGGGUUGCCUCCACAUUAGCUCGCCAACUCUUAGGAUCAUAAGCUUCAGCGCUACCCUCCUUGGCAGAGAAGAAUUGGUCGUUGACGACGUACCUCGCCUUGAAAGGCUUCUUUGCCAAGGUGUAGACGGUGAGACUAUUCAAGUAAACAAGGCGCCUAAACUGAAGGUAUUGGGGCCUUUGUCACCACACGUCUCCAAAAUCAAGAUUGCAAACCUAGUCUUCCAGGGAAGGAUCCGGCCCAGCUUAGGCCAUUCGAUAUGCACCAUGAACAUUUUGGCUCUCAAGUUUUCUGGUCCUGAUUUGAACGCGGUUCUCGGUGUUCUCAACUGCUUCCCCUGCUUGGAAAAGCUCUAUGUCAUUUGGGACAAAUAUUUGAAGGCAAAGAUGAAAAACUUGUAUCAGUAUGACCCACUAAAUCCAGUCAAAUUCCUUGAGAGCCAUCUCAAAGUACUCGUGUUGAAGAAUUACACAGGUGGCGAGGAAGAAGUUGGAUUUGCCAAGUUUUUUGUUUUGAAUGCGAGGGUGGUGAAGGAAAUCAACUUUGCAGUGUGUGACACGAUUGCCAUCGACAAGAAUUGGAUGACUGAUCAACUCAGGCUGCUACAAGUGGAAGCUAGAGCUUCCCCGGACGCUCGGCUGAAAUUCAGAAGAGGUUACUCUCGCUGGCAGACCAAUUAUGUCAACUCAAGUGACUUGUCAAUUGCCGACCCUUUCAGCUGA